GGAACGUGGAAAUUGGAAUUGUCGCCACCAUUUGGAUGACCAAUGAUGACCUGCUCCCCCACUCUUCAAGCAUUUAAAACAAAGAUGCGCAAAUGUUUCAUCACAAAUUACAGAAAUAUGGAAAACAACAAACUUUCUCGAUUCAAAAAGACGAAUAUUUUUCAAUUACUCAUGUUCAAGGAUGAAAGAAAAGAAAUUAAAUUCAAACAAUUAUGAUAUGAGAAGAUAAAUUGUAAAGAGAGUGGACAUUUUUUUUCUUUUUAAACUGUGUUCAACACUAUUGAGGAUAACAACUUGUCAAAUUUUUCAAAAUAUAAUCCAUGGAAUAAUAGAAAUAAUAAAGAAAUAAAGGAAGUAUACGAUCCUCAUUGAUAAAUGACAAUGACAACAAUUUAAUAUUACAAACAAAGAUGAAACUUAUAUCAAGUUUGUGUUAUCAUUUACAAAUUUGUGAAAAUUUUCUAUGAUUCUCUUCAUUCAUUAUGUAUCGAGUGCUUUUUUUGUUAUUGCCUUUCAGCGUAAUAACUUUACCUACUGUUAGUAAAUAUUUGUGUGUGAUAUAUCCAAAAAGAUAUUUUCUUUGCAAUAAUGAAAAAUGUCUAUUUUUUACUGCAAAAUGUAAUGGUUACAAUGACUGUGGUGAUAAUUCCGAUGAAGAUAAUUGUGAAGAGUUCAAGCCACCAACAAUUCAUAACUGUACAAAGGAUGAGUUUCAAUGUCGAAAUAAAUUAUGCAUACCGAUAAAUGAUUUUUGCGAUAUACGCGAAGAUUGCUUAGACGGAAGCGAUGAAUAUGACGGCUGCGAAAGAAUGAUAAGAAUUGUGGACCCUAGGUUGUACGCAAUGGUACAUAAGUUAAAACAAAUAUCCUGCUCGGGUUUUAAGUGCAAAGACGGAGUUUGUAUCAAUAAUAAUUCACGUUGUGAUGGCACACAAGAUUGUCCCGAUGGAAGCGAUGAAAUAAAUUGUGAAAAUCUUCGAGUGUCGCCCAAGGAUUGUAAUCAAACGAUUAAUCGUUAUUUGUGUAACAAUACUAAAUGUAUUUCGUUAAAUUUAACUUGCGAUGAAAACAAUGAUUGUGGUGAUAAUUCCGAUGAAGGUGGCGAUUGUAAAAAUUCGACCAAACGAUGCACAUGUCAACAUUUUUGUAAAAAUACACCUCGUGGACCGCUUUGUUCCUGUAGAGAAGGUUUUACAUUAAAAAAUAAUUCAUUCUGUGAAGAUAUUAAUGAAUGUGAAAUUUAUGGAAUUUGCAGUCAUGAAUGUAUAAAUACAAUAGGUGGCUAUGAAUGCCGUUGUAGCCCAGGAUAUGUUGCAUAUCAUGUAUCACCUUGGGAUAUUAUUCAUAAUACUUCUGUUAAAAGUUCUUGUAAAUAUGAAGGUAAUGACGCUGAAUUAUUAUUUGCGACGCAAAGAGAAAUUCAUAAAAUGCAAUUAGCAACGAGAAAGAUUUCAAAUUUGGUUUCAAGUAAAUCGAAAGUUAUUAGUAUUGCUCGUCAUGAGAAUUACAUUUAUUGGAUUGUCGAAGAUAAUAUUAACACUCAAUUAAUUUACAAAAGUUUUAAAAAUGGAUCGAAUCCAGAAAUCAUAUUGAAUACAGGUCUCCUUAGUUCUCAAGAUAUGUUUGUAGAUCGUGAAACUGAAAAUAUUUUCUUCUCAGAUAUCAGAAACAAACAUAUUGCAGUUUGCAACAAGGAUGGAGAUUAUUGUACUGUAAUUAUCACUGAACAAAUCACCACAUGCAUUGCCCUUAGUUCAACGACAGGAUUAAUAUAUUGGUAUAGUAGGGAAACAAACUCUAUAUUAGUAGCUGGAAUGAAUGGAAAAAAUCAAAAGAUUCUCAUACAGAAUGUGACUACUCCACUUGCAUUGGCUAUUGAUGAAUACAAUAAACGAUUGUAUUGGCUUGAUUUAAAAUACCAUAUGAUCCAAUCAAUUAAGUUAGAUGGGACCGAUAUGAGGAUAGUGUUGAAAACUGUGCGGAACAGUUUUUCUGUUUUUGGAGUAUUCGAAGACGAUUUGUAUUUUGCGUCUCUUGAUCAAAUUCAAUCCUGUAACAAAUUUACUUGCAAGAAUUUAAAAACUGUAAUUAAUAGCGAUAAAGUUCUAUAUGAUAAUAUUAUUUAUCACGGUCUACAAAAUCAUUCUGCGAAAGAUAAUCCUUGUUAUCGGCAUCCAUGCUCACAACUUUGUCUUCCGACUGGAACUGGAAAUUAUUCCUGUGCUUGUACUUUAGAUCAUGAAUUAGCGUCAGAUAAUCAAACUUGUAAAGAAUCUUUGAAUUAUGAACACAUUAUAAUUGGAUAUGGCAAUAAAUUAUUUAAAUUUUACAAAAAUCUUCUUGGACGACCAUCAAUGAAAUCAAAUGACACAUUAAAAGACAUUACACAUAUCGUAUAUGAUUCAAUUGCAGACAAUAUACUUGUAGCCGAUCGAUUUACAGACUCAUUGUUCAGUUUUAAUUGGAAAAGUGGUGAAGUGAAAUUAAUUUUAGACAUAACAAAUCAGUAUAUUGGUGGCAUGGAUUUUGAUUAUGCUGGUAAUAAUUUAUAUUUGUCAAACAUGGAAUUUAAUGCCAUUGAAAUUUACAGUAUGAAGACGCAAAGUAGAUUAGAAAUUCCUUUUGUCGAUCAACCACAUGAAAUUGCUCUCGUACCAGAGGAAGGAAUUAUGUUCGUGGUAUUUCAAACGAAAAUGAAGAAGUAUGUUUUAAGAAAGUUGGACAUGUCAGGAAAAGUAAAAUCUCAAAACUUUUUUGAAAUCAUCAAUUUUUUAAAUAGGGAGAUAAAAAUAUUUCUCGCUUAUGAUUUUUAUGAUGAGAAAUUAUAUUUGGCCAAUGAUAUCAGCAGCCAUACUAUUUACAGUAUAUCUAAACAAGGCAGUAGUGAAAGGUUCUUCACUAGCUCACUUUUUAGACCGGUGAGCCUGGCGGUUAUGGACGAUUUAAUAUAUUGGACGGAACGAGAUGAUCCAAAAUUAAUUUGGUCUAAUAAAAAUAGAUUUCAUAGUAGUGAAUUAAAAAUUGAAUAUAAUGCUAUUAGGGGAAAGUUAAUGUCCAUGCAAUUGACAGUUUUACAUAACAGGCAUAUGAAUAAUCACAAUUGUAGCCAGGGAUCACCUUGUUCACAUAUUUGCAUUACAACAGGAACAGAUAAUUAUAUUUGUGAGUGUCCCUAUGGAAUGAGUUUGAAUGAUGAUGGAAAAACAUGCGAGACAAGAACAUGUCAAACAGAUGAAUGGAGAUGCGUAAGAACUGGUCAUUGCAUCGAUAUAAGGAAAAAAUGUGAUGGAAAAGUCGAUUGUCUUGGUGGAGAAGAUGAAAUAAGUUGCAAUUCAAAUAGUCAGUGUUCAAAUUUAGAGUUUCGUUGCCAAAAUGGACAAUGUAUCGACAUUAAAGGCCAUUGUGAUUAUAUUUUUGAUUGUUUCGAUGAGACAGACGAGAAAAAUUGUACAAGAAAAUCUUGUGACGAGGGAGAAUUCCAGUGUCACGAUAAAGGUCAAUGUAUAAUGAAAUCACUUGUCUGUAAUGGACGAAUCGACUGUCUUGACACUUCCGAUGAAUUUAAUUGUAAAAAUUUUACUUGCAACUCAAAUCAUUUCAAAUGUAAUAUAACAGACGUUUGUAUUCCAAAACACUGGGAAUGUGAUGGAGAGAUUGAUUGCUCGGAUGGUUCGGACGAAGGUGAAAAAUGCAUAUCCAAAAUUUGUUCUCAAAAAAUGUUUCAAUGUAAAAAUAGUAAUUGCGUUGAUCAGCUAUUAGUUUGCAAUGGUUACGAUGAUUGUGGCGAUUUAUCUGAUGAAACAGGAUGUAUAAAUUAUAAAAAAAUUGAUCCCAUCAAUUGUAAUGCCACUGAAUAUAAAUGCAACAAAAGUGAAAUUUGUAUUCCUCAAAAUUUGCGAUGCAAUAACAAAUUAGAUUGUCCACAUGGUGACGAUGAGAAAAAUUGUUUUCAAUGUGAAGAAUCAGAAUUUAAAUGUGAAAAUUUGCGAUGCAUUGAUUUGUCUUGGAUGUGCGACAGCAAAAAUGAUUGUGGAGAUAAUUCAGAUGAGACACAUUGCGGAACUGCUCGUCAAGUGAACAAUUCGCCAUCAAUAACAAGUUCAUGUGAAGAAUAUAAAUGUGAUGACGGUGGAUGUAUUUCAUAUAGCAAACUUUGCAAUCAAAUUUACGAUUGUAAUGAUAAAAGCGAUGAACAAGGACAGUGUGAAUCUUCUUGUAAUCAUACAUCUUCUUGCGAACAAUUAUGUAUUAAAUCUCCAAAAGGACCAGUUUGUCAGUGUGUUGAAGGAUAUAAAUUGCAAGAAGAUGGUAAAUCUUGUAAGGACAUUGACGAAUGUAGUUUACCAACGGGAACAAAAUUUUGCAGUCAAAUUUGUAUCAAUUCUUUAGGAUCGUACAAAUGUGAUUGCUAUAAUGGUUAUACGCUUCGUAACGAUGGAAUAACAUGUAAAAGUACAGAUUUAUCAAUGAAAUUCAUCAUAGCCAGUAAUGAGGGUAUCAAAAAAGUGUCUCUAGGCGGAAUUGCAACCGAAAUUAUUGUUUCCGAUAUGAAUGAUGAAAUUUCCGGUUUAGAUGUGAAUAUUGCAAAAAAUACAAUUUAUUGGAGCAACGAAAAUAUGAAAACCAUUUCGAGAUUAAAUUUAACAACAGGAGAAAGGAAGGAAAUAUUCUUUCAAAAUCCUGAUCGUUUGGCAGUUGAUUGGGCAACUGAUAAUGUCUACGUUUACAGUAAAACAUCACUUGCUUCAAUUAAGGUUUGCAAUCUCAAUAAAGGUAUUUGCGCGAAUGCAAUAUCUCUCGAUAAAGUUGGAAAUGUAUUUGCUCUUAUUGUCGAUUCUGUAAAUGGAUGGAUCUUUUGGAGUCUCAGUAAACAAGGAAGUUACAGUAAAUCGGAAAUAUAUCGUGCCGAAUUGAGCGGAAUUAAUCCAAUCAGUAUUGUAAAAUCAAGAGUGACAAUUAUUUCUGGUCUUGCUAUCGAUCAUGAAAGAUCCCGACUUUAUUGGUGUGAUAUUCUUUUAAGAGUCAUUGAAAGUUGCGAUUUUGAUGGAAAUGAUCGAAAAUUAAUUUACGAAAAUGAUGUUUAUCAUCCAAUGCAACUAAAUAUAUUCGAAGACCAUUUAUAUUGGUUGUCAGGCAUUAGUGAAAAAAUUCAAAAAUGUCCACUAUUAAAUAAUAAUAAUACAGAAGAAUGUGAGAUAAUUGAUACAGGAAUGUCAGAUAUUCACAAAUUCUUCACUAUUAUGCAAAAAUCACGACAACCUUUCGUAAAAGAUAGAUGUGCAGAACAUAAAUGUGAGCACAUAUGCGUCUUGACGAAAGAUGAUUCAGCGUGUAUUUGUGAACAUGGUUAUCCCUCGAGAACAAAUGGAACAUGUACAAGUACAGAAACUGAAUUAACAAUAAUUAAUCAUUCAAAACCAACGAAAUAUUAUUCACGAAGGAAAUAUAUUUACAUUGGAAUUGUACCAGUUGUAAUUAUUUUUCUUGGAUUUUUUGUUUAUAAAUUUUAUUUCAAAAAAAGAUUUUCCAAUAUUUCUAUUGUUGGAUCAUUAAUGGAACGAUUGAGUAAUAAUAACAGAACAAGUAAUGCAAAUUUAUCUCAAGAUCGUGACAGAGAAUUGAGAUUAGUUGGCAGUGAAUUUGAAAAUCCAAUGUUUCAAGAUGAACAAUCACCAUCUCUUCCGAGAAAUAGCGUAGAGACUGACAGUGAGAGGAGAAAUUUAAUUAACAAAGAACAAUUGUCACUAACAGAUUUUAAUAUUGGACCUCAUCCAAAACCUACCUAAAGUUAAGAAAUUAAAUGUAAUAUAAUUUUAGAUUUUUCUCAUACAAAAGAUACUUGGCGCAUUGAUUCUGUGAAUAAUUUUUUUAAUUAAUCGAUUUUUACAUACUUUUAUCAGAAUUGAAUAAUAUUUAUAAUUUUUAAUUGCGUAAAUAUUCAAUAUUAUUUAUUUUUGUUUAUUAAUAUAAGUCUCUUUAAAUAUGUACAUUUUUUAUAAUAUCCAAUAAUAAGAAGCUUACCGAAUCUAUUAUUGUAAUAUCAAGCAGGGUUUAAUAAAUAUUU
Messenger RNA from Leptopilina boulardi, 6064 nucleotides. RefSeq names its product vitellogenin receptor-like (gene yl). Lineage: Eukaryota; Metazoa; Arthropoda; Insecta; Hymenoptera; Figitidae. The transcript has 34 exons. Gene Ontology annotation, molecular function: protein binding; calcium ion binding. The record is from RefSeq and is a predicted model, not a curated record. The coding region runs from base 483 to 5786 and encodes 1767 amino acids.